AUGGGGAGCGAGGCUGAAAAGAUAUUCACUUCGUUCAACCUAAGUGAAGACAAAAAGAAAAGCUACGAGGCGGUGCUUAAGAAGUUUGACGAGUACUUUAUUCCCCGCCGCAACAUCAUACAUGAGCGGGCUUGUUUCUAUCAGCGCGGCCAGCAGCCCGGGGAAACGGCAGAGCAGUAUAUCCGUGUUUUGUACGAGGUGGCGGAGCAUUGCGAGUUUGGCGAUAAGCGGGAUGAGCACAUCAGAGAUCGCUUGGUAGUGGGCAUUCAAGAUAAAGAGCUGUCCCGUAAGUUCCAACUCAAAGCAGACCUGACGUUACAAGAGGUGACUGAACAAAUUCGCCAGGCAGAAGAGAUCAACAAGCACGUCAGCCUCCAGUCCAGCGCGCCAGAGGCCAUGGCGGUGAACAUGGUCCGGCGGCAGAGCGGACCUCACACGGACAGACAGGGGCGUUAUAGACCGCGCCAAGAUGCAAGCAGCCGGCAGGGAACAUACAAAAUGGAGGGCUGCGGGAAAUGCGGUGGACUGCUGGACACAGAGCCAGUGAAGAUAGUUCUACAAGAGGGUGCCCAGCCAUAUGCAGUACAUACAGCCAGACGGAUUCCCCUGCCCCUCGUCCCUCUGGUAAAGAAGGAGCUGCACCGAAUGGAAAGCGAAGGCAUCAUUGAAAAGCGCUUGGCGAAGGCUCUGGCAGUCAUCAAGGCAGCAGGGCUCAAGUUGAAUGAACGCAAGUGCAAGUUUCGGCGGGACCAGAUUCGCUUCCUCGGACACGUCCUCGACAAGAACGGCGUUCGUCCUGACCCGGACAAAGUCGCAGGGAUUGAGAAUUUCCCUCAGCCACAGAACAAUACCGAGCUGAAAAGGUUCCUUGAGCAGAGUUACGGAGAUGAGAAUUCCCACCAAGACGUAGCAGCACACAUAGAUGUAGUCAUUAGUCAGGUGCCAGCCACCUCUCAGAGAAUCAGUGAGAUCAGGGAGAGCACUGCUAAUGAUCCACAGCUACAGACUGUUCGUAGUUUUAUCAAAUCAGGGUGGCCAGAGUACAUAGACAAGGACAACCUGAAACCAGGCUGGCCUGAUAUGGACAAAAUCCAACAGGCUGAUGCCUCAGCUAAACAGAAGCAGGCACACUUCUACAAUCGCAGACACGGAGUGCGUUGUCUGCCACCACUGAGCCCAGGGGACCCUGUGCUCACUAAACUGGAUGGACAAAAACAGUGGACGAGGCCAGCUGUCAUUCAAGGUACCAGCUCCACUCCCAGGUCUUAUAUAGUGGAGACUGCACAGGGUGAGCGCUACAGGAGGAAUAGGCGCCACCUGCUAGCCGUACCUCACAGGGCCACACCUGAAAAUGUGGAUCCUGUUGCAAACUCACAGACUGUGGACUCUGAGAUGACCAACAAGGAGCCCGCAGUUAUUACACUAGAGACUGUUACAUCCGGAUCCGGGAUGACUCGCUCUGGUAGAGUUAGCAGACCAGCAGCUAAACUUGACUUGUAA
Molecule: messenger RNA, 1500 nt
Organism: Knipowitschia caucasica
Lineage: Eukaryota; Metazoa; Chordata; Actinopteri; Gobiiformes; Gobiidae
Source: the annotation of a GenBank genome assembly